Messenger RNA from Zingiber officinale, 1257 nucleotides. Its product is annotated as probable calcium-binding protein CML14. The transcript is spliced from 2 exons. Gene Ontology annotation, molecular function: enzyme regulator activity; calcium ion binding. The record is from RefSeq and is a predicted model, not a curated record. NCBI's taxonomy places the organism in Eukaryota, Viridiplantae, Streptophyta, Magnoliopsida, Zingiberales, Zingiberaceae. Bases 600 to 1094 code for a protein of 164 amino acids.
ACAAAAAUGAAGAAUAAUUCGUCUUCCCCGUCUCUCGUCGUCUUCUUCCUUAUCGUCGGCAUUCUCUCAUCGACUGCAAUAACUACUGCCAAUUCACGGCAAAUAAAAACACAAGUGCAUUUAUCGACUCGUGCUGAAGGUAGAGUCGAGGGCAUAGCUGUGAAGGGAGAUGUUGAAACGGUCGCAAGAGUGUCUCCUUUUACACCGACCCGCAACCGCCACUCCGAUGCUCCUUCCCUUAAAUAUAUACAGAUAUAUUAUAACAAUAUAAAUUAAUAUUAAAAUGAACUUUAAAACUUAUCGACAAAAUCUAUCCGAAUCUUCCAAAUUUAGUCCUCAAAAGGGAACUUCAAUCUAUUUUUUUUCUAAAAUUGGCAUCGCAAUUUGGGACUCCGUCCAUUCGUUCCCGUGCCUUUUUUUAUUUCCUUUUUUUUUUGUUUUCCAAUUUUACCAACUCCACUUUUCGAUCCUAACAAUUUCGAAUUCCGUCUUCCACACCGUCAAUUUCAAUCCGCCAAAAGAACAAUUAUUUCUUCCUUUAAUUCGAUCCGUUCUGUAAUUUUUCGAAGUUUUUCUUUAUUCCGAUCCAUCGGAAUUUAAUGGGCGGCGGUCGGGGGCUGCAGGGGGAGCAACUCCGGCAGCUGCGCAGCAUCUUCGACCGCUUCGACAUGGACGGAGACGGCAGCCUCACCCACCUGGAGCUCGCCGCCCUGCUCCGCUCCCUCGGCCUGAAGCCCUCCGGCGACCAGAUCCACGCGCUGCUGGAGGGGAUGGACGCGAACGGCAACGGCGCGGUGGAGUUCGAGGAGCUCGCCGGCGCCAUCGCGCCCAUCAUGACCGAGCAAGCGCUGCUCAACCAGCAGCAACUCCUCGCCGUCUUCAACGCCUUCGACCGCGACGGCAACGGCUACAUCUCCGCCGCCGAGCUGGCCCGGUCCAUGGCCUGCAUGGGCCAGCCCCUCACCUUCAGCGAGCUCAACGACAUGAUGCGCCAGGCCGACACCGACGGCGACGGCGUCAUAAGCUUCUCCGAGUUCGCCGCCGUCAUGGCCAAGUCCGCCGUCGAGUUCCUCGGCCUCACCGCCGUCUCGUAGCGCAAUCAAUUAAUCAACGUUCUUAACGAUACCUUCGUCGUUAAUUACUUAAUUAAUGGAUGUUAGAGUUAAUUCGGGUAUAAAUAAUGGUGCCUGGUGGGUUCGGUUGUGUGUAUUUUGACUUCAAAUGUUUACGUGUAAAUUAAUUAAUUUUAUUAUAUUC